AUGCGACCAACGAGAGAAACCUCAGCUUCAGCAGCAACUAUAGAACAAAAAACCAAAAUUUUACGUAUAACACUUGCUGCUACAGUUCUUUCAUUCGUCAUUUUCUUAAUAACACUUACAUCGAGCCAUUGGGUACUUGUUACGUAUCCACCACCUAGUUUUUUUUCUAUACGACAAAAUAUGUUUGUCAAUCAAUCUAGAUAUGGUAUUAUUUGGGAGUGUUUAAAAUGUCGACCUAAUGAAUCUUCUGUAUUUGAAAAUAAAUGCGAUUUUCAUCCGAGUCAUGUUCCAAAUACAUCGUUACCAGCUGAACAAACACUUAUUGGAAUGACUCGUACAAUGCUUUCAUUUAGUAUUAUUCAUAUACUACUUGUAAUUAUUACAUUUAUUUGUGGAUUGUAUAGUAUUCGUGAUUAUCGAUAUACUUAUAAACGAUUAACAGGCAUGAUUUAUAUUUUAUCUGCUGCUGCUCUUGUUGUUUGUAUUGAAGUAUUAAGUACAAUAUUUCGUCAUUCAGUUGAACACUUAUCUUAUAUUUAUCCAACAGGAACAAAAUGUUCAUAUGGUGUAUGCUACAUAAUUGCUUGGAUAAUUUUUAUUCAAUUACUUGGAUCAUCGUUUAUCUUUUUUGCUUGUAGCAAGAAACGAAAAGGUACAUUUGAUGAAGCUACAGAAGAAGAAGCCUUAGCUAAUCGACCUGUUGAUCUUGGUCGAUCAUUUAGAUAA
Messenger RNA from Adineta steineri, 726 nucleotides. The record is from the annotation of a GenBank genome assembly. Lineage: Eukaryota; Metazoa; Rotifera; Eurotatoria; Adinetida; Adinetidae.